Messenger RNA from Colletes gigas, 712 nucleotides. Its product is annotated as nucleolin-like. The transcript has 3 exons. The record is from RefSeq and is a predicted model, not a curated record. The coding region runs from base 155 to 697 and encodes 180 amino acids. Lineage: Eukaryota; Metazoa; Arthropoda; Insecta; Hymenoptera; Colletidae.
CAGCCAUAGACUGUAUCGGGCCAGGAUCAUUUUGGUGAGCUUCUCUGAGGAGGUUCCCUCGAAUUCCCAGUCCGUGACGAAAGGUGUGAACUUUUCCAGCUGCCCCAACGGCUUCGGUAAAUGUUACUGCGAGGUAAACACCGUCGAUGGAAUUAUGAGAGCGGCCAGGUUCACGGAACCUUGCAUUUCUACCGAAGGGUGUAUCCCAAGCAACGUCGAAACAUUCACUUUCGAAGGAGAGCCCGAUUCCAGCAACAGCGUGGACUCUAAAGAGGUUUACGAGAACUACGAUCGUGAAAGGUUCGAAGACACGCUUCGUUACUCGGAAUCCGCGCGACCGUCGCUGCGUCGCCUCCUGCAGGCUCGCCGGCUCGACGAGUACGGUUUACGCGAAAAUAGACCGUCGAAUAAGAAGCUGAGGAACACCAGGGUGUAUCGUUCCGUUCUACGGGGCCGAUCGGACGACGAUGCUGAUUACGACGACAAAGACGAGGACGACGAGGAGGGGGACAACGACGAAGGCGGCGACAAAGCCGACGAAGACGAGGAAGAGGAGGACGAGGAGACGGUGAACGACACGGAGUCGCCGCGCUAUUACGAUUACGACUCUGGCGGGAGUUCGAUGUCUAACUCAUGGAUUUCGUUCGCUACGGAACUGGUAAUAGUAAACAUUUUGCUGCGGUUGGCUGGUGUUUGAUUGGGCAAACGCAAA